UCUGGGCACAGCUACUCAUGUCUGAUUGUUUACAAUCUUUCCUAAACAUGGCCGCCAACAAACGGUUAUGUCAGUUAGUGAUCCAUAAGUGCUUAUUUUAACGCAUUUCCAAGUCUUAAAAUACAAAAACAACUACGGACCAAUUUAUAAAUCAAACAAUAUUUCCAGUUUGUUGCUAAUUUGGAUAUUAUCUCAUCUUUUUGCAACUCGGUCGCCGCUUAAGCUAGUUAGCAAGCUAGCUUUUACAUAGGGAACAAUGACAGCGACUUCAGCAGGGAGCUGCCUUACCGCGAAAGGACUGGACAUAAGUCUGGCUGCCCUGAAACGACAAGACCCCUACAUCAACACUAUCGUGGACGUGGCCAGUCAGGUGGCUUUGUACACUUAUAACAACAGGUCAAAUGAAUGGGAGAAGACUGAGGUGGAAGGAACGCUUUUUAUCUACACAAGGCUGGCAUCUCCCAGGCAUGGCUUCACCAUAAUGAACAGACUCCGCAUGGAGAACUUGACAGAGCCAAUCACCAAGGACCUGGACUUUCAGCUCCAGGACCCCUUCCUGCUGUACCGCAAUGCACGCUUGGUUAUCCAUGGGAUUUGGUUCUAUGAUAAGUCGGACUGUCAACGAAUUGCCCAGAGAAUGAAGAUUCUAACCCAUCAGGAGCAGGUCCUGGCUCAUUCUCAGGGCGGCUGGCUGUUACCAGGAGGAGGAGGAGGAGGAGGUGGGAGUGGGAGUGGUGGAGGGGGCGGCGGAGGAGGAAGUGAAGGGAAGGCAGUCGACAUCAUCCAGAUGCUGACUAAAGCGCGAACAGAGUAUGACAAGGUAAAGUGUACUCCAGAGCCAAAGGAGAUUGGUGGCAGCAGUGUUCUACAUGGAAACCCUAACCUGAUCAAACCAAUACCUGUUAAACCAAACACUCAGGACAGUGAAGGUGCUGAACCCAAAUCUCUCUCUCUGGCCACUUUGUUUGGUUCUCAGCAUCAACAUCACCACUCAUCCAAAACAGCCACAGCCACAGGAGAACCCGGGUCAGCAGCAGGGAAAGGCUCUCGCCCACCAGUAGCCCGCACGCUGACCUAUGAUGACACCCUGAUAAACUCUGGCAGAAGUGUUCACAGAUUAGAUGGAGGGAGCAGGGCAGUAACUGGGGAGGAUGAUCAUCAUCAUCAUUAUCAGCAGCAGCAGCAGCAGCAGCAACAGCAAGAGCUGCUGCAGCACUGUCCAGCCAUCCAGAAGCUCAUGCAGGGACAGAGAGGUGUCCUUCAGACCCUGUCCGAGUCCCCUGAGAACAGGCUGUGUGACAACGGGGUGCCAAUGGAUCAUCACCCUCAUCACCAUCAUCAUCAUCACCAUCAACAGCAACAGCAACAGCUUCAACAACACGACCCAAUCAAAAAACUUUUCCAAGCUCAGCUGCCUCCCCCUCCUUCCUCGUCCUCCUUCUCCCCUGCUGCUCCCUCUUUUUGCUCCAUCCCGCCUCCCCAUCCUCUGCAGCAGCACCCCCACCUCACCUCAAAGCCCUUAAUGGUGGAUUCUGGGUCAUGUUCCCACCUUCAAGUCCAACAAAACCAGCAGCUGUUUUUCAGCCUUUCUAAGCCUCAAACAGACGCUGGGCACAACAUUAUGUCAUUAUCAGCUCUACAGAAAGCAGGUCUGUCUUGCCAGAUGCCUGGUGUGGUGUCUCCUCAUGAACUCCUCCAAAAGCUCCAGUUGGUUCAGCAGGAGCAAAGCUUGGCUUCCAGUGAAGCUCCUCGACACUGUCCCGGAUUGGCCCCUCGGUUCCUGGGAUCCACUCAGAGUCAAAGUGCCUGCUCUGUUGUGGGUCCAGGCCCAAAUCAGAUUGCAGCUACUGUAGGUCAAAAGGCGGCUCCGCAGUUGCCAGUCAUUUCUGAGACCAUCUCCCCCCAUCGGAUACCAGCCACUGUGGCCCCCAACCUGCUCCUCUCUCCCAGUGUGUUUUCUCAGGCAAAGUCUGGCAGUGGUUCAUCAGCAGUUGCUCAGGAGAACUGCCAUGAAGUGCCAGUUCUGUCCAGGUCCCAGCUCCAAGCCACACUGCUGCACCUGAUCCAGACUGAUGGCUCAUUCCUGGACACCAUCCAUAAGACCUACAUCAGCCGUUGUGCUAACAACUCCAGCACCAAGUACCAAUGACUCUUGACACCCCCUGUCUAUACAUACUGUCCAGAGCAGUAAUAUGGAUGUACAACUUUUUCUUACACACACAACCUGACUCUAUUCACUUCAAUUUAAGUGUCUCCACAUUUAAAAAAAAAAAAAAAAAAAAGUUUUGUUUCCAUUUGAGGAAAUAAGAAACUUUUUUUACCUUGUGAUGCUCAAAAAAAAUCCGAGGACCAUUUCUAUACUUGUAGUUCAGGGGAAAAUGUAGCCAAUACUGUACUUCACUCUCAAUGACAACAAAAUGAUCUGCUACCUCAGUCUCCCCGUACUGUUUUUUCAAGUGUUGCAGAAUUUAUUUUGUUUGUUUUAAAUUGUACAUAAAUGAAGUCCUCCAAUUCUGAGAGCUUGUGCUCAAGAUAGGUUCAAACUAGUACAAAGUUUUCUGUACAUUUGGAAAAGAGUAUAUGUUUAAAUGUCAAGAGAAUUUUUUUAGAUUUGAAUUUACAAUUCUUUUUUAAAUUAAACUAGAUUUUGCUUUCUGAAGGAAUUUUCAGUAAGAAUGUCUUACCCUUCAAAUGUUUAUCAAAAUAACGCUUUGCAAUUUUGACUUCUUUAUUUUUUAGCACAUGCUAGAUGUGAAAUCUACACUGUUAUUUUAGUUAACUCGGUUCAUUUGUGUUGUUCUCUAACACAUUUGCAGAAAGCUAAGUCUUCUUGAGUGUAUAUACAAUACAAUCCCAAUGUGUUUUUCAGAAAACAAGAAGGAAUAUCUGGUUCGUAGGAGACAAAGUCAUUGAACUUUUGCACUUUGUAAGUUAACUUAGUGAUCUGCUAAUUAUUUUAAUUACAUACAAGUGUAAAAUGAUUUGGUCAAUCUGUCAAAUUGAAGAAACAAGGAAUCGGCCUGCACUACCUCACAGACGGCUAGUUUAGAGUUGCACCUGUGUUUUUACUUAGUAGUAGCAAAUACUUUUUGGAUACUUAUGCAAUUGGAAACUUGUCAGGAGAUUUAGAAAUAGGCUAAUAAAACAACACAUCAGAUGCUUUGUUGUUGGUGGUAUAUAGAAGUCAAUAAAUGAUCACUUGGUUAAAUUGUUUUAAGCAGCAAAAAAGCAAAACAUAAGGGCUGUACACAUGCAUCCUGUUACACAAGUAAAGACAAAAAUAUAACAAUCACAUCAGAUCUGUUUUUAUAAAAAAAAAUUCAUGUUAACAAACACUCACUAAGUGCAAUAAAACAGUCAGUUUUAUUGAAAACAAAAAACAACUAAUUUUCAGAAAAAAGAAAAAUAUUUUUCUCCCUAUUUUUCUACUGAAGAAUCCAAAUGUAUUAUUCUCAUAGUACAGAAAACUCUGUCAUGUUGCAUUAUAUGUUUAUUGACAGUCAUGUGACAGAUGCCAAAGUUUUAUUUAAAUUUAAAUUUAAAUUUAAAUUUAAAAGAUGUCAUCCAUAAUCUUUUUCUAUACACAUCAUUCAAAUGUUGACGAAAACAGUUUUUGUUUUUCAGGAAGAUUUUGCUUUUACAGAAACUGUAAUCUAUUUUAAUUGGAUAUUAAAUAUUCUCAUAUUGCUCC
Solea solea (common sole) is the source of this 3691-nucleotide messenger RNA. It is a transcript of the gene dcp1b, whose product is annotated as decapping mRNA 1B. The coding region runs from base 257 to 2149 and encodes 630 amino acids. The transcript is spliced from 11 exons. NCBI's taxonomy places the organism in Eukaryota, Metazoa, Chordata, Actinopteri, Pleuronectiformes, Soleidae. The record is from RefSeq and is a predicted model, not a curated record. Gene Ontology annotation, biological process: deadenylation-independent decapping of nuclear-transcribed mRNA; deadenylation-dependent decapping of nuclear-transcribed mRNA; positive regulation of catalytic activity. Gene Ontology annotation, molecular function: mRNA binding; enzyme activator activity. Gene Ontology annotation, cellular component: P-body.